Molecule: messenger RNA, 1050 nt
Organism: Carassius auratus (goldfish)
Lineage: Eukaryota; Metazoa; Chordata; Actinopteri; Cypriniformes; Cyprinidae
Product: dehydrogenase/reductase SDR family member 12-like
Exons: 10
Coding region: 58-1014 (318 amino acids)
Source: RefSeq, a predicted model, not a curated record
UUUUCAACGCGCUGUUAUGUUAUCACACUGCUCUAGAGAACGAGAGAAGUCCGAAAGAUGUCUCUCUACCGAAACACAGUUUGGUUCCUGAAGGGUCUACAGGAAUAUACAAAGGGUGGCUAUGAGUCCGCAGCGAGGCGCUUUAACGAGGCGGAUCUGGAGGUGAGUGUGAGCGGCCGCUCGUUCAUCAUCACCGGAGCGAACAGCGGCAUCGGGAAAGCCGCCGCCUGCGAAAUCGCCAAAAGAGGUGGGACAGUACAUCUGGUGUGCAGGAAUGAAGAUCGUGCAAAUGAGGCAAGAAAAGACGUUGUGGAGCAAAGUAAAAAUGAGAAUGUCCACGUUCACCUAGUUGACAUGUCCAGCCCCAGGAAAGUGUGGGAGUUUGCUAGUGGAUUCUCUCAGAAUCACAAUCUACAUGUUCUGAUCAAUAAUGCAGGUUGCAUGGUCAAUCAGAGAGAACUGACAGAGGAUGGCCUGGAGAAAAACUUUGCAACAAACACACUAGGGAUGUAUAUACUGACAUCAGCGCUGAUUCCCACACUGAAGAAGUCGGAGAAUCCCAGAGUGAUCACUGUGUCAUCUGGUGGGAUGUUGGUUCAGAAGUUAAAUGUAGAGGACUUUCAGUUAGAGAAAGGCUCCUUUGAUGGCACCAUGGCCUAUGCACAGAACAAGAGGCAACAGGUGACCAUGACAGAGCAAUGGGCAGCUCAGCACAAGGAAAUCCACUUCUCAUCAAUGCACCCCGGCUGGGCAGACACCCCAGCGGUGCAGUCAUCCAUGCCAGAUUUUCAUGCGAAAAUGAAGAAUAAACUCCGUACUGAAGCUCAAGGUGCAGACACAGUGGUGUGGCUGGCCAUAUCAGAUGCCGCCAGCAGACAGCCCAGCGGCCUCUUCUUCCAAGACAGAAAAGCGGUUUCUACGCAUCUGCCUCUGGCCUCCUCCAGGUCUUCACCAGCUGAAGAACAGAAUCUGAUGAGCAAGCUGGAGGAGCUCGCUGUGAAAUUCAAGUGUUAAUUGUUUGGCUUAGUGGCCAAAUUCACAGAAGUCGUC